Rhodamnia argentea is the source of this 487-nucleotide messenger RNA. RefSeq names its product rapid alkalinization factor. The record is from RefSeq and is a predicted model, not a curated record. Lineage: Eukaryota; Viridiplantae; Streptophyta; Magnoliopsida; Myrtales; Myrtaceae. The transcript has a single exon. The coding region runs from base 28 to 381 and encodes 117 amino acids.
UCGACCGAAAACAUCGCUACUUGAAAAAUGGCCGAGGCCUCCACUUUCUAUCUAUCGAUCGCGAUCGUCCUCGUCUCCUCGGUCGUGGCCUAUGCUGGCGGGGACCUCGAACUGAGCUGGGCGGCAGCGGCGGCCCCAACAAAGGCCCUGGGGUGCCGGGGACCAAUCGCCCAGUGCCUGGCUGAGGGCGAGCUCGAGAUGGAUUCGGAGAUCAACAGGCGGUUCUUGGCGACCACGCGUCCGCACAUCAGCUACGGGGCGCUGCAGCCGGGCACUGUGCCAUGCUCCCUGAGGGGAGUGUCCUACUACAACUGCAAGCCAGGCGCCGAGGCGAACCCUUACAGCCGUCCCUGCAGCGUUAUCACUAGGUGCCGUAGCUGAGAAAUGUGAGGUUACUGUCUAUGUACCUGUGUGUGUUUCUUGAUCUUUCCUUGUAUUUGUGGUCUGGACAUGUUCACGACCUAGGAUGUAAAGAACUAAAAGCUCU